AUGUCGUCCCAGACAUCAUCGUCGUCGUCGUCGUCGCCGGCCCCGGCAGCAGCAUCAAGCUCGCUGCCGGAGGCAAUCGCCAAGGCAGCGCUUAGCUUCCCCCAGAUUGGCAAAGCAGUCCUGCGCAUCCACUCUGGAUACCAGAGCUUCACCUCAAACCUCUCGCCCCAGUCCAAGGAGAGCUUUGCCAAGCUGUUCAUUCUCCUCUACAAGUCCGUGGUCCAGCUGGCCGGAUACAUCUCCGUCGCCUAUGCCUUCCUUAUGGAUGUCAAGGUGGCGCCGAGCCCGACCGAGUGGCAGCAGCCCGGCAACAUUCUGCUGCAGGUGCUUGCCAACCUGAUUCUGCUCUUUGCCCCAACUGUUGAAGAGUGGGCCGACAAGUUCCCCGAGGAUGGCCGGGCUCUGCUUGUGGCCAACCAGAAUCUCUACGGCCUGGAUCUGCUCCCUCUGCUUGCCGUUGUCUAUCUGAAGACGGGAAAACUCGUCCGGACCAUCUGGGAGCCGUUCCAUUUCAAGACUCCCAUUUACAAGCAUCUCAUAGAGUACUUUGGUGGUGUCUGCAACGAGCCGCACACACUGGAAGAGCUCAUGGAGGCGAGCUACCCCGUCGUGAUAUUCCCCGGAGGCAUGAAGGAGGCACUCAAGUCCAAGGAAGAUGCAAAGUACGGGCUGAUGUGGCCGAUGGGCAAGGUCAACUUUGCCCGAAGCGCUAUCCGAAAUGGAUAUACCAUCAUUCCAGUUGCCAGCGUUGGUGUCGAGGACAUGCUUCAAAUCGUUCACGAGAUCAGCCCUCAAGACUUUGACUUUUCUGCCAUCCUUGGAACGGAGUUUUCCAACCUGACGAUUCCCUUAGCCGUCCCCGGGAGCUACGAGCGUCUCUAUAUCCAUUUUGGCGACAAUAUCACGACCAAGACCAAGGACCCUGAAAAGGCCUCCAACGAUGUCAAGGCCAUCAAGAUGGUUCGCGAUCGGACUCGCGACGCCAUUUUGGCAGGCCUGGAGAGACUCCUCGAGCUUCAAGAGUCCGACCCAAAGCGAUUCAUCCUCGACCCGCUCUGGAAAGCCCUCGAGGACGGCAAGCAUUUUGCCAACGAGGCGCUGGAAGAUCCCCACGUCAAGAACGGGCUUACGGAGGGCCGCAAGACUCUCGCGAAGGGCCUGCUCUUCCUGGCCCGCAUUAUCGACCCCUACGUCGACAGCGAGAUGGAUCCUGCUCAAGUUGAGCUGGACAAGCUCGAGGAGUGA
Molecule: messenger RNA, 1245 nt
Organism: Polychytrium aggregatum
Lineage: Eukaryota; Fungi; Chytridiomycota; Chytridiomycetes; Polychytriales
Exons: 7
Coding region: 1-1245 (414 amino acids)
Cellular component (GO): membrane
Molecular function (GO): acyltransferase activity
Source: RefSeq, a predicted model, not a curated record